This is a messenger RNA of Xyrauchen texanus (razorback sucker), 7587 nucleotides long. RefSeq names its product protein FAM135B-like. The coding region runs from base 173 to 4489 and encodes 1438 amino acids. The transcript has 20 exons. Lineage: Eukaryota; Metazoa; Chordata; Actinopteri; Cypriniformes; Catostomidae. The record is from RefSeq and is a predicted model, not a curated record.
UUCGGUUGCCGCAGAGCAGGACACCAGGAGCUUAGAACAAAUAUUGUCAUGGAUGACUCAGUGCUUGAGUAAUUAGAUUUGGCGGCUUUCUGAGUCACGAACUUGAUGCGCGUCUACCGCUGUAGCCUGCUCUUGGAUUAUUGUCAUUUUGCCAACACCGGUGAUGGAAUAGAUGAUGUCGGAAGUCCAAGGCACUGUUGAGUUCUCGGUCGAGCUGCACAAGUUUCACAAUGUGGAUCUGUUUCAGAGAGGCUUCUAUCAGGUGAGGGCAGGACUGCGUGUUUCACCUCGAGUUCCCCACAGAAUCACUGCCAAAACACCUGGAUACACAGGAGAUUGUAGUUUCAGCAGUGCAGGGGUUCAUGAUGGUGCGGCGUUCAGCCGGAUCUUUCAGAUCCUCUACAGGAACGAGGAGGUGACCCUAGAGGACCACAUGAACUUCAGAGUUCACCUGCUUCUGGAUGGAGAGAGGGUGGAGGAAGCCAUGAGUGAGGUGGAUGUUCAGCUGAAACUAGAUCUGCACUUCACUGACAACGAACAGCAGUUAUCAGAUAUAUCGUCAGUGCCUCUGAUCAGCAGCAGGAUGUUGGGUCUACACUUCCAUCCACACCGCGGCCUACACCAUCACUUGCCCGUCAUGUUUGACUAUUUCCACCUGUCUGUCAUCUCCGUCUCCAUCCAUGCCUGUCUGGUGGCAUUACACCAACCACUGAUCAGUUUUGCGCGGAGUGGUAAAGGUUCGUGGCUGGGUAAAGGAUCUCCAGAGAGUGAGGCUCCGCCCUCGAUGAUGUCAGUGGAGAAUCUUAUGUUUGGGGCAGGGUAUUGCAAACCUGUUCCAACAGAGGGCAGUUUUUACGUGCCAUCGGAGAACCGUCUGCAGAGAGCGUACACGUGGCAUUGUCGCAUCUGUAAACUGUUGCUGGCUGCACACAGAGGCCUGCGCUCCUAUUACACAGCACUAAUGAAGGAGAUUCCUCAACUGCAACACAUAGAAAUGGAAGACCUUCCCGUUGAAGAAACAUUAAACGAGCUCACCAUUGAACUGCAGUUGCAGAGUGGUCAUGAGAAGGUAGCAGAUCAGAUCAGUAAACAUCUGAUGCAGUUUUGUGCUCAACUGUCUGCAGUUUGGACACAGUUUUUGGAAGCCAUGGUUCCCAAUCCACAUAUCCGCUCUUACCUGGCCCAGGAGCACCAUACGCUCAGGGUCAGGAGAUUUUCUGAAGCUUAUUUCUUCACUGAACAUUCCAAAGAGUCCUCACUCACAUUUCAGGAGGAACUUAUAAACAGACACGCACAGGUAGCUGCAGAGAUACGGAACUCUGAUUAUCUGCUCCAAAUGCCCCCACUUCCUGUGGAAUGCUUGGACAUCGAUGGAGACUGGAGCAGCCUGCCAAUCAUCUUUGAGGAUAGAUAUGUGGACACGCCCUGUUUAGAUUACACCAUCCAUGUGCCAAACCAGUCGGUCUCAAAUUCUAAUGCCUGUCCAGACCCAAAUAGGAUGGAAGACCAUACAAACCAAGUACAAACCCCCUGUAAAGAUUGCACGGGUCUGCCCACAUACAAGGCUCUGACUGUUCAAGAACAUGGUUGCUCCACAGACUUCAAAGAGACCAGAGCUCAAGCAGAGAGUUUGAUUGGCUGUGUGGGCGAGACAGAUAUUAACAGAAGCGAACAUAUCUAUGAGACAUUCACAACUAGCUCUGGUUCAAGAUUUGAGUCUGUUGAUGAAGAAACAUGCCAAUAUGAAACUGAGGAAGAAAUUGACCAAAUAGACUGUAGGUCUGUAGACAGCAUUGAUUCAAUACAUAUAGUUAAUUGUAUACCAGGUAAUGUAGAGAAAACUGGUUACCAAACAGAAGCAAGUGACUUAGCUGAUCAGAGUGAGAAGAGUUGUGUUCAAUCUAAUCAUGCAAGUUUGAAACAAACAAAAAUUACCCAAAGUAGUAGCAGAAAGACUUUGUUGCUUGUUCUGACAGAAUCUGCAGAACUUCCUGAUCUCACCAGUAUUGACAGCAAUGACUCCCUGCCCAUUCAUAACCAUGACAACCAAUUAGAAACAACAGGCAAUAAUGGGACCCUUGGCAAUGAGGAGCCAAACUCAGUAUUGGAUGACAAAAACAUCGAAGUACCAGCAAAGUAUUUUGGGAGCGAGGAAACAUCACCGGCUAGUCUACUGAACGUUCACUCUCCAGAAAACGACCCUAUAGGUACAUGCCCUUCACUUAAUACCCUACAGCAGAUCCGUCGCUUGUCAGAAACCCCACCCAGGGGUGUAUUUUUGGGUGGGUCUAAGCUAAUGAACCGCUCUUCAUCUGUAAUCUCAGACUCUGGCAUUGAAAGUGAGCCAAGCUCCAUGGCCUGGACUCUGGAGGGACGAGGAGUCAUCACAAUGGGCCGUGAUGUCUUGCAAAACCUGGCCUGGCGUCGGGUGACACACCAGAGGUCACUGGAGGGGCUACUAACGGAAAGUCACGGCAGCUUGCUGAGCACCACGCAAGCUUCUCUGACCUCCAUAAGCUCUCUGCCAUACGAAGAGGAGGAGACACAACUCAACACUCUCACCAAAUCCACCUCAGCGCCGCAGAUCAGCAGCCCUGAUGACACAGAGGAUCGUGAAAUUCCCAAUCAGGAGAAGAGGACCGUUUGUGAAGCCAAUCAGGAGAGGCAGAGUAACGAAGCAGCCAAUGAGGCCAAGCAGAAUCUACAAGCUGUUACAAUGGAGGACAGAACUGAAACACCCAAUCAGGAGAAGAAGAGCUUCAGUGUAGCCAAUCAGAUGAGGCAGAGUGAUGAAGCAGUCAAUGAGGUGAAACAGAAUGUGCAAGCUGUUCCAAGGGAGGACAAAAAUAAAACUAAUAAUCAGGAGAUAGACAGGGAUGAGUUAUCCAAUGAGGAAACGGCUGACAAAGACAAAGUUGUGCCAGAAAUGUUGCUAUAUCAGCAAUUAGUGAUGGAUGAUGCUGUAGAAAAUGCCACAGUGGAUGAACUGACUGAUAAUUUAGAAGAUUAUUCUGGUCUCACAGAUGAAAACGCAGAGCUUUGCAGUUACGAAAUGGAACUUUGUGAGCACACGGGGGCACUAGAGUUGAAGACGUAUCAAAAGGAAUCUGACAACAUUAGUGUCCAUCAAAUUCAUUUGAAUGAGCUUGAGGAAGUAAGUAUGGAGAACCUCCCUGAUCCACCAAUUAGUGACAAGAACAAUCACGAAAUUACGACCAAUGAGAGGGAGAGACCUACUCAUCUCAUCGAACUUCCAGCCAAUGAGAGAGAGCAGCAGGCGCUAGAGGGGCAGAGCAGAACCAAUAAGCUUCAGAGUUCGGGUCUGGCAUUUGUCAAUAAAAAGGUGGUCGAGGUCGUGAACCUGUCAGUGUCGUGCGCUCCAACCUGUCUGCCUUUUUCAUCUGUACUCCGUGAUUCGCCUUCGGUCAGUGGAAUCUCCACCCGUCAAGCCACCUCUCCCAUUACACAUCAACCCCUUGGCUCGUUUGGAAUCAUUUCCUCUUCCCCUUCCUCUGGUGAUGAGCAGGAAAUCAAUGAGAGGAUGAUCAACUUCUAUAAGGCCAAAGAAGCCCUGCUGAGAGAGCUAGUGUUUAGAGGUUGUCUGUACAGUGAUCUGCCUUACCUCGCCUCUGAUUACCCAUACUUCCCUCCUGAAGAAGACGACACCGAGUUUGAGGACGGAAUACACCUUGUGGUGUGUGUACAUGGACUAGACGGUAAUAGUGCAGAUCUGCGUUUGGUCAAGACCUUUAUAGAACUUGGGCUGCCAGGAUCUAGACUGGACUUCCUCAUGUCUGAACACAACCAGAUGGACACAUUUGCAGAUUUUGACACCAUGACAGACAGACUGUUGGACGAGAUCAUUCAACACAUUCAGCUGUACAAUCUCACUAUCCACAGAAUCAGUUUUAUCGGUCAUUCUUUGGGGAACGUCAUCAUUCGCUCAGUGCUGACCAGACCCAGAUUUCGCUGUUAUCUCUGUAAACUCCACACCUUCCUGUCUUUGUCUGGACCUCACCUGGGAACACUGUAUAACAACAGCACGUUGGUCAGCACAGGUCUGUGGCUUAUGCAGAAACUAAAGAAGUCUGGUUCUCUACUGCAGCUUACAUUCAGAGAUCACACUGACCCAAGACAGACCUUCCUCUACAAGCUCAGCAAGAAGCCAGGUCUGCAAUAUUUUAAGAAUGUGGUCUUGGUGGCCUCCCCACAGGACCGUUAUGUGCCCUUCCACUCAGCCCGUAUUGAGAUGUGUCGGACCGCACUUAAAGACAGAACCACAGGUCCAGUAUACACAGAGAUGAUCAAUAACUUACUCCAGCCUUUGCUGAGCGCUCCAAACUGCCGUUUGAUCAGACAGAACGUGUUCCACGCAUUACCCAACACGGCAAACACGCUCAUCGGACGCGCGGCUCACAUUGCAGUGCUCGACUCUGAACUCUUCCUGGAGAAGUUCCUUCUAGUGGCCGGGCUCAACUACUUCAAAUAGCCAAUGAAACCACACAUUAGAGACGACCUCAUGUUUUGAGUUCUGUGGGAGAGCCAAUUAGAUUACACUUCAAAAGGCCGAAUCAGCCAACCAGAUUUCUUUUCAGAGAUGGUAAACAGCUCUGGAAUUUUCCAAAAAGUUCAGUCAUUGGACGUGCCAAAACAAAUUGAAGACUCAGAAUGUGGAUCUGAAUACUGUAAAAAUGUGUACAAAAAGGACAUUGUACAGUAAGCAAAUAGAGAAAACGAACAAUUGAAGGCUUACACACGCCUUAAAGAAGCUUUAUAAUUUAGUAACUUGAUGUCGAAUAAUCAUAACUGGAGAGUUAAUUGUCAGAUGAAUGUAAUUUGAAUAUCAUAUAAAUGUACAUUUGGUGUGUAGCUGGUAUCGUAACGAGAACUUUGUUCUCCUUUCCCUCCAGUCGCAUGAACGUGUUUGCAACGGCAUUCGUAACUUGAAGAUACCGCUGGACUCUAAUACUUGAAGAGUAAAUUCACUCAUUUCAAGUCUUGCGUUAUGAAAACGUAUACAUGUUUUUAUGUUUUCAAACGUAUUUAUUUUUACCAAGUCAUUAUUUUAUAGUUUGUGUAUUUUGAGAGGGUUUUGUUUUCAAGUGAAAAUCUCACUGGGAAAAGACAAAUCCAUUGUGUUUUAUGUAUUGUGAUACAUUCUGUAUGCUUCCCUUGUAACCAUAUUCAUUAAUACUUGAUUUGAAUGUGUUUACCAUAUGCAGCCUUAAUUAUAACAAGGCAUGUCAAUGAUUUCAUAUAGUGUCUGUGUACCCCAACAAAAUGUCAAAAAAAUACUUUGUUUGAGUUAUUUUGUUUUUGUUUUCAUCAUUUGAAUUGGCGUCCAUGGCUAUUAUUAAAUAAUUUAAGGAAUAUUCCGGGUUUAAUACAAGUUAAGCUCAAUCGACAGCAUUUGUGGCAUAAUGUUGAUUACCACUGUGUGGAACCAGCCUUAAUAUGUUGGCCAAUCAAAUUGUACCUGUAUUGGUGGGGACUCCACCGGAGGAUAUAUCUGGAGCCAGGGGGGAAUUGGGGGACACUUAAAUGUGUAGCUCAUACAGUAUUUUCAAGAAACGCAUAGUUGUUAAAUAACGUCAUUGUUCCCUCUCGUGACAACCACAAAAACUUUUUCCGAUUUAACCCUUCUUUAAAAAGGGUUUACAGUGAGGCACUUACAAUGGAAGUGAAUCGGGCCAAUCCGUAAACAUUCAAAUACUCACUGUUUCAAAAGAAUAGCCACAAGAUGUCAAAAAUAUGCACGUUAACAUGAUUUUAGUGUGAUAAAAUCGCUUAUACUAUUCUGUGUAAAGUUAUAUCCAAUUUUCCAACUUUUCCAUGACGAUGUACGACUGUUAACCCUACAACAACCGUAAAAAUGACAAAUGCCGAUAACGUUAAACAACGUUACGGCUCAAAUAUCACAUGUUUUAACAGAAUGAAUGUAAAUGCUUUUAUAAAAUUAUAAGCUUCACAUUUCUGCCUUUAAAUCCUUCAAAUAUUUGCCAAAUUCACUUCCAUUGUAAGUGCCUCAAUGUAACUCAACUUUUACUAUUUUUUUUUAAAGGAAAAAGAGGGACGAGCCAGAAUAAUUUUUCUGGUAAUCAACACUAUGCCACAAAAAGCUGACGAUUGAGUUUAACUUCAAUUGAACGUGAAAUAUUCCUUUAGUGAGUGCUUUUAACUCCAUGUAUGCUAUAUAUGCCAACAACGUUUAACGUCAUGUAAAGGCCUUAAAUGGGUUUCCUUUAUCAGGGUGAGGUCUUGAAUGGUUUAAGCAAAAAAACAACGAAUCGACAAACAUUGAUUUUUUUGUCCAAUACCCUGAUGAUUUCAAACCUCAUGUAAACGUUUUUUGUUUGUUUUUUGAAUAAGCUGAUUUAUGAUAAUUAUCAGCAUAUUGGUGUGCGUGUGCAUGAAAACAUGCUCAUUGUGUUUAAAGCCGUAACAUUAAUUUAUGUACAAUUGGGCAGGGUCAAGAGAAUAAAAAAAGGGGUGGGGUCUUUCCAACACCCCCACCAGAAUAUUUAAAGUAUUUCCUUAUUUCCUGCUUUUCUGAUACUCUAUAGAAUAAUACUGUAGGGUUUAAUGAUUUGAUUACUUUUUUAAUGAACUGAAAAACCCUUAUCAGGUGAGCACUAAUCUGAAUAUUGGAAGAAAUGUCCCCCGCUCAAUGUCAAUGGUGGUGCUUCUUUUUUGUCCGAACAUUUUUUUCAGCCUAUUUGCGUGCAUUAUGUUUGUAUGUGUUGUUUGGUUGUCAACAAAACUGUUUACAUUUCAAUGUCAUGGUGUUAGCACUUGUAACAACAUAAAUAUAAGCAAAUAAUAAGAUUACUUUCAUUUUGGGGUAAACUGCCCUCUGAAGUUAUUCCCAAAUAGGUUGUUGUUUGGUUAUCUGCUCCUCAAGGGUAACACUCAGAUAUUUUACUCAACCUCAGGUUUUCCCCUCAUUCAGCAUCUUUAGCUCUAGAUUAUUUGAGUUCUGGGUCUCUUUUGGCUGUGGUCAGCACCGUGUGAUGGGGUUUAUAUCAGAGCAGUCGUGUCAGCAGAGUUAGAAGAUGUCCUUUCUGUCCCCACUGAGCUUUUAUAUGUGCUGACUGGCGCUUGAUUAGUCUGUAAAUACGCUGUUACUAUGACUGACACAAAUGUAAUCCUGCCUCCUGAGAACACAGAGGUCACAUGACUGUGUCACGUGACUCCAAUGCAGCGUUACAGCUAAUAGGGGCCCAUGGCAUAAUGGCCCAUUACCCAUCAUGCUCUUCUGCACUGGGCCUCAGUGUGAGUUUGUUUGUUUGCUUGCUAAUGCGAGCUGAUGGCUGUGUUUGUUAAGCAUAUUAAUUGUGGAAAUAAAGCACCGAUUUACUCUGCAAACACAGACCAAAGGCAACAGCAUGUGCUUGUGUGUGCGCAAGUGUGAAGUACAGGGUGCUAAAAAUUCACCUUAUUUUUCUGGAAAUCUAUAAACAGAUGCUUGAUUCAAAAGUUGAAUUUAUUUAUAAAUAUGAAAUGUUAAAUUAAAAAAAUAAUUUAUAUAUAUAAAUGAAAUGUAAAGAGAGAGAAAGAGAGAGAGAGAGAGAGAGAGAGAGAGAGAGA